AUGAGAAUUACCGUUGCAGCUUCUCUUCUUGCCGCAAUGGCAGUGGCCACGGCCUUUCAAAGCCCAAUUCAGUUUGCAGCGAACUCAGAACCCACUUUGGACCAGCUUUGGGGCGAAGACUGGCCGUUCAACGGAAUACAGACCUUUGCUCACCUGAACUACACCAAAUGUCUCUUGGACCCGGAGACCAGUUUCGACGUCGCGGUCAUUGGCGUGCCGUUCGACACGGCAACGACCUACCGCAGCGGCGCCCGGUUCGGUCCUCGGGCCAUCAGAACAGGCUCGCAGCGUCAGACCUCGAAGAGAGCUUUCAACACCAGAGCCGGCAUCAACCCUUACCAGGACUGGGCCAAAGUGAUCGACUGCGGCGACAUCCCGGUAACCCCAAUGGACAACGAGCUCGCUCUGGACCAGAUGUCUAAGGCGUUUGAGGAGUUGCUGCUGAGAAGAAAAAAUGCUGUCGACGGUUCUGGGCCUCCUAAGCUGGUCGCAUUGGGCGGCGACCACUCCGUCCUGCUGCCCCACCUAAGAGCUCUCAACAAGGUGUAUGGAAAGGUGGCCGUCAUCCACUUUGAUGCGCACCUCGACACCUGGUCGCCAUCGAAAUACCCUUCGUUCUGGUCGAGCGACCAGUCCAAGUUCACCCACGGAUCGAUGUUGUGGAUGGCUAACGAGGAGGAUUUGCUGAGUGACGACUAUAACGUCCACAUUGGGCUCCGGACCAGAAUCAGCGGCAGAGACUGGGAGGACUAUGAGGACGACGACGACCAGGGCUGGGCCAGAUUCAGUGCAGACGAUAUUUGGAUCAACGGACUUGGAGGACUCAAGGAGAUCGUCAGGUCCAUCAACGAAAGAAUUCCAAAAGACUACCCCACAUACGUGUCUGUGGACAUUGAUUGUCUGGACCCUGGAUUUGCUCCUGGCACGGGAACGAUCGAGUCUGGCGGACUGCUUCCUCGCGAGCUAUUUUAUCUGCUGAGAAACAUCGACGUCAACCUUGUUGGGGCCGACGUUGUUGAAGUGUCGCCUCAGUACGACCAUGCUGAGAUCACUGCCACUAACGGCGCAGAGGUGGCUUACCAGUUGAUUACGUCGAUCGUGAAGCAGGGGAAAAAAUAA
Molecule: messenger RNA, 1119 nt
Organism: Ogataea angusta
Lineage: Eukaryota; Fungi; Ascomycota; Pichiomycetes; Pichiales; Pichiaceae
Exons: 1
Coding region: 1-1119 (372 amino acids)
Molecular function (GO): metal ion binding; agmatinase activity
Source: RefSeq, a predicted model, not a curated record